UUGUUCAGAAGUGGUGUGUCCAAAUAUCCCGUUGAAGUGAUCGAUGAGUCCCCGAUUUUUGAAAGUAAUAUUAAAUGGUGUCAAGAGCAGAGACCUCCUGAAAGUGUACGAGUAGUGUCUUACAAUAUUCUCGCCGAUUUAUAUUUGGAUUUGUCUGGUCCAGAGGAAUCACUGUUUUUUCCAUAUUGCCCAAAACAGUAUCAGAUGUACGAGUACAGGUGUCCACUACUGCUUAAGGAGUUGUCAAGCUAUGAUAUGGAUUUGUGCUUUCUACAAGAGGUUGAUAAUCGAAUGCAAAUGCGUUAUCUGAGCGCACUCUUUGAUUCAAUGGGUAUGGAAAUGUGCUUUGCAAAAAAACAAAAGGAAGUAACUGAAGGAUCUGUCAUUGCUUUCCGUAGAGAACGAUUCGAGUAA
Haemonchus placei is the source of this 414-nucleotide messenger RNA. The record is from the annotation of a GenBank genome assembly. Lineage: Eukaryota; Metazoa; Nematoda; Chromadorea; Rhabditida; Trichostrongylidae.